Styela clava is the source of this 1141-nucleotide messenger RNA. The record is from RefSeq and is a predicted model, not a curated record. Lineage: Eukaryota; Metazoa; Chordata; Ascidiacea; Stolidobranchia; Styelidae.
ACAACGGAACGUAGUAUGUGUACCAGGUUCUUACUUAUAGUAUUCUGGUAUUUGUUACAAAUUUUGGAUAUUAUAUUUUUGGAAAAGAAGAGACUGCAUCGGAUUUUGCACAUGGCGCCUACUAACGGGAAUGCAGCACAAGACGCAAAAAAUGAAUACAAAUAUAUACCAUUCAAAGAGAGGAAAUCAUUAGCCACGAGAAAAGCGGAACUAAAGGGCAUCAGAGAAAAAUUCCCAACAAAAAUGCCUAUAAUUGUCGAACGAUACAAAAAAGAAAAAUAUCUUCCCUUUCUUGACAAAACUAAGUAUCUUGUUCCCCAAGAGUUGACGAUGAGCCAAUUUGCCACGAUUAUAAGGAAUCGCAUGUGCGUGGGGUCAUCGCAAGCUGUAUAUUUCACUGUGAAUAAACGACACAUGCCGAACAUGUCAAUGACAAUUUCCGAAAUUUAUCAAGAUAACGUUGACGAAGAUGGAUUUUUAUACAUGACAUAUGCCUCGCAGGAGAUGUUUGGAUGAAUUAUGGUCAGCGAACAUUUUUGAACAGUAUCAUUCUGAGCGUCAUGAGACGGUUUGACUAUAACUGUGACAAGAAGUAGUGAUGAUAUCGGUUUGGCCUUAGAUUGCAGACAAAGAAAGCAUUGAGUCAAAAGGUGCUUAUGAUUCUUAACUCAAUUAUAAACGAUUUUAAACCCAUAUUAGGAAAAAUGAACGGAAUUAGUGUCUGAUAAUAAUUCAAGCUGUAUCCGUCCAUAAGACUUUCCACGGUGUACUGCGUUGAUCUUUGCCACUCUUUCUUAUUUUUAGACUAUAAGUUCAGCAUGGUUUUCUAAAAUGGUUAUAAGGGAACCUGUUUUUAAAUCUCAUCACCGAUGGUCAGAGAUGACUGAACAUCCAGCAAGGUUGCAGUGUUAUUUGACUGUGGGAUGAGCAUCGUAACACUUUCAGUUUAGUAAAUAAAACCUCAGGCUUGACAUCAUCAAGCAUAUUUAAACAGCAUUUGAAGCUUUUAGCAAGUGUCGUCAACGCUGCGAAUUCAUGCUGAAAUCUUACUGUGGUAUGCGGGAAAUAUUAUAUGAUUUGUGUGAAUUUUUGUACCAAUAGUAUUUUUAAUAAACGUUUGCAAUAAAUUCUAGCACCGUCA